AUGAUUUUUGAAAAAACCUUUGUUAAAUAUUUCGAUUAUAAGAAGGACGACAAUAAAUUGAAGAGAGUGUUCGAUGACACGGAUAUCAAGGAAAUAAACAAUCUCCUACAUCAGUCUUAUGAGGUUUUCAUAGCGAUCGUUGAUGAAAAGACAAGAAAGAAGGAAUAUUACGUUUGCGAAGGAAGGGAUUGGACCGAACUCGAGAUUAAAUGUAAUAGAAAGAACCUUCCGGGAAUGAAUUACAAUCACAAGCUUAAAAUCGUAUUCAAGGUUGUCAGCUAUGAUGGGCUUUCUCUUCAUCGACCUCGACUGGAAACCUUGAGGAUGACCGAUAAUAAAAGUUGCGCGGGAGGAAUCUCCGUGAUAAACGAAUCACUUAAUAAAAGCUUCGACAUCAUUAACCAUUAUUUCGGUGAUAUAGAGAAACCUUUCCCUAAUAAUUUGAAACGUUCUCGAUGCGAUAAAUUACCCAUGUUCACCUCUUGCGAACUUGAUUUCAACACGUCAAAGAAA
Molecule: messenger RNA, 513 nt
Organism: Funneliformis mosseae
Lineage: Eukaryota; Fungi; Glomeromycota; Glomeromycetes; Glomerales; Glomeraceae
Source: the annotation of a GenBank genome assembly